Messenger RNA from Tetranychus urticae (two-spotted spider mite), 5088 nucleotides. RefSeq names its product cell adhesion molecule Dscam1. Gene Ontology annotation, molecular function: protein binding. Gene Ontology annotation, biological process: cell-cell adhesion. The record is from RefSeq and is a predicted model, not a curated record. NCBI's taxonomy places the organism in Eukaryota, Metazoa, Arthropoda, Arachnida, Trombidiformes, Tetranychidae.
AGUUGAAUGGAGAAAAAGUUUCAAUGUGAUCCAGUUAAGUGCUUGAAGCUUAUGGAAAAACUUUAUCAAGAAUGAAAAAUGUUUACUUAUUGCUUCGAAAAUGAUCAAAACUCAACUAAAAACAAUGAUUAUUUCAAUAAGAAUGCAAAACUAGAAGAAAAGCAGAGAAAAAAAGUUUUCAAAUGUUGAACUGUAUAGAUAUGCAUGAAAUAUCAAAAGUAUAAUAGAGUGAAACGGCAAAGUGUCCAAGUGAUUACUGUGUCAAUGUUGAAACUAAAGACUAACGCUUGCCGGCAAAAGUUAAAUUGGUCCAACAUCGAGUUGAGCAGAAAAUAAAAAGUUUGUUCAACAAUCAACUGAAGACAAAAAUGGAUAGUGUAAAGUUUAUUGUGUAUUUAGCAUUGCGAUCAACUUUGAUAGCAACUUGCUUAGCAUUUGAUCAAUCGAAUCGUAAUCACGGCAAUUGGAUAUCAAAUUUUCAAGAGUCAACUGGUCCCAUGGCUCCACGUAUCACUUACAACAGCAACUCAUUGGUGACUGUGCGCCAAGCAACCCGCGCUAAACUGUGUUGUGUUGCUCAAGCCUAUCCCAUCCCUCAGUUCAGUUGGUUCAAGGAAGAUUCCAAUGGAAUUAAUAAUCCAAUUCAAUCAACUGAUGAAAUUGAAAUCAAAGAUGGAUGCCUUAUCAUUUAUUCAACCUCCCUUGUUGACCAUGGUCGGUACACUUGUAUAGUCUCUAAUGUUGCUGGCAGUGAAAAGGCAACAAUCACAUUGAAUGUUGAAGUUCCCCUGACGGUAACUGUAACACCUUCCUCGGUCACAACAGACCUGGGUAAAUCAGUGGCCUUUGUUUGCUCGGUAACCUCAUCUCGACCCGAGACUCGAAUAAUGUGGCUUAAAGAUGGUCGAUCAUUGAGCCUUGAAAAUUCACCCGGUGAGAUUCACUUUUACAAUCGCUCAUUAAAAAUAUCGACUCUCAAUGUUGCCUCAGUGGUUCGUGACUCUGCCGGAACCUAUCAAUGUUUUGCCUCCAAUGACUAUGAGUCGUCAAGCAGUUCGUCAACCCUCAAGUUGGGAGACAUUUCACCCAUCAUAGUGCAACCUUUACCGUCUGAAAUAGUCUCUCAACCAGGAUCAACAGUAUCACUUAAAUGCAUCACAACUGGUAGUCCAUUGCCGGAAGUUACUUGGUCUCUUGAUGAGGUUGAAUUAAUGGCCAGCUCAUCUUCAUCAGGAAAAAAGGUUAAACCAUCAUCAUCAUCAUCAUCAUCUUCUUCUUCUUCCGUUUUAUCAUCUUUACCAUCAAACAAUGAUAACCUUCGAUACUCAAUUGGAGAUUAUGUAUCAAAUGAUGGAGUGUUGUAUAGCUAUCUUAAUGUUACCUCACUUGAAGUUAUUGAUGGAGGUCAAUAUAAAUGUAAGGCAGUCAAUGAUAUUGGUUCAGCUGUUUCCUCGACAACUUUAUACAUCCCAGGUUCACCCACUCCAAGGUAUAAAUCAACUGUUAAUCUAACCCUAGUUGCUGGUCGUGAUGCUCUUAUCCGGUGCCCAGUCAUUGGUUAUCCAAUUGAUUUUGUUAGAUGGCAACACCGAGAACAAAGUUUACCCAUAAAUCACCGGCAAAAGAUUGAAAGACUUUCAACUAAAGAUUAUCGAAGUGCUCUUCUUAUUCAAAAUGCUCAAAAAUAUCACGAUGAAGGUGAAUACACUUGUCUUACCAAAGGAAAUGACAACAAAAUUGUUAAAGGGAAAAUCCAUUUAACUAUCAAAGUGGCUCCUCUUAUAGACAGUCAACCCUUACCUGGAACCAUUUACGCCAAUGAGGGUAUUCGGGUUAAACUUGUUUGCUCUAUAAUCGAAGGUGAUCAACCGGUCGAGAUAAGAUGGUUAAAGAGUGGUCAACCCUUGAGACCCUUGUCAAACAUACUUUUACAAAGUUCAGAUGAUUAUUCAUUGUUGACAUUCAAAAAGAUUACCUUUGAGGAUAGAGGUAAUUAUACCUGUUUAGCGAGUAAUUCAAUUGAUUCAUCAACCCGGACAACCUCGCUAAUUGUAAAUGUACCUCCAAAAUGGAUUAUUGAACCAUCCAAUGAGACAACCGUUGUCUCUGGUCAUCGACUAAUCAUCAAUUGUUCCUCCCAUGGGUUUCCUCCUCCUCGAAUUAGUUGGAAAAGAUCCAUUUCCAUUUCAAUCAAUGGGAACACUAAUAGACAAAAUGCUGCCAAUAAUAACAAUACCAUUGGCAGUACAGAUUUGAUUCAUCAUUACAAUCAUUAUCAUCAAUAUAGCAAUAAUAAUAAUGUUAAAACUAUUUAUAAUAUUUCUAAUUCCAAUAAUUAUCAUGUUGUGGACAAAAAAACUGGCAACGAUACUUUGCACAAUGGUAAUGAUGGCAAGGUGAAUAAUGGUGAUACCAAUAGUAAUAACAAUAGUGAUAAUGGUCAUGAUAAAAGUAAUGGUAAUAGGAAGACAAUUGUCACCUCAAUUAGUGAAUCUCAUCCAUUUGAUUUUAAAGACAUUUUCUCGUCUUAUCGUCAUCACGUUUACUCCAAUGGUACUCUGGUUAUCCAAGAGGUUGACAAGUUUGACGCUGGUUUCUACAUGUGCCAGGUAAACAACGACAUUGGCGCUGGUCUCAGUAAAGUUGUCAAACUCAAAGUACUGAUGCCUCCUCAUUUUGAAACUAAAUUCAUCAGCACGGCCAGUAAAAAGGAUGACAAAACUAUACUAAAAUGUGAAGCUUCCGGUGACUUGCCAAUGACUAUUGUUUGGCAAAAGGAUAAGCAACCAAUCAACUUCAAUUUGGAAAAGCGUUUCACUUUGAUUGAGAAAACGGUUGAAUCCAGGGAAGGUGUUUUAUCGUUGAUGGAAAUUCAUCCCACAACUCGACAAGAUUCAGCCUUGUUUACGUGUCAAGCAACAAACAGCCUUGGAACUGAUGAUACAAAUAUCCAGCUAAUAGUUAUGGAAAAACCAGAGAUGCCAAUGAUUUUAUCCGUUUCGGAUGAAACGAGUCGAAGUGCUUUAGUUCGUUGGAAAGGAUCAUUCAGUGGAAACAGCCCAAUAUUGAAUUAUAUUGUUGAAUAUAAAGUUGAUGGAUCGGAAAAGGAUUGGAUCGAAGUGAAAACAAUCAAACCAGAUGUUGAACUACUCUUGACUGGCCUGACUCCGGUAACCCUGUAUAAAGUUAGAGUCAGAGCAGUCAAUGCCAUGGGUGUGAGUGAGCCUAGUCCAGUUGCUGGCUUCAAGACUGGUGAAGAGGUUCCAGGCGGACCUCCACGUAAUGUUCAGCUCGAAGCGUCUGGAGCCCAGUCACUUAAGGUUAAGUGGUUUCCACCCAAGAAGGAGCUUCUCUUCGGGAGGAUAAAGGGCUAUUACAUUGGCUACCGGAUUGUCGAUACAUCGGAUUCAUACAACUACAAGAAUGUUGAGAUUGAUGGUGAAAUUGUGUCCAACAACGGGAUUGAUGGAAAAGUAGGAAGAAGUACCGAUACUGAUGUAAACAGCGACUCUUCAGAGUUGAGUACUUACAUCACUAAUCUCAAAAGACGAACUACUUAUGAGGUGAUUGUUCAGGCAUACAAUUCAGUUGGAACGGGUCCACGUUCAGAUGAAGUGCGAAUGACUACUCUUCAAAAUUCGCCGCCCACUACGCCAUACUUGAAGUUUCUAAGCUCAACUUUUGAUUCGAUAACAAUUGGUUGGACAAUGGAUGAUAUUAACGUUGACCCAAUGAAACGUGAUUUCGUUCUUUAUUAUAAACCUGAAAAUAGUCAUGAUUACAUGAAAAAAGAGAUUAAACAACUUACAGUUAGUGAAUAUACAAUUACAGGUUGUAAAUGUGGCACCAAGUAUGCCAUUUAUUUAAUAGCCAAAAACAGCCUCGGCAUUGGUGAACCGUCAAAGACAAUAACAGUUAGAACCAAAGGUGGAGCUCCAGUUUCACCAACUUCAAUCAGACAUUUCACUCUGAUCAACUCGAUAUGGGUACAGAUAAAUUUAGGUAAAUGGCUCGACUCUGGUUGUCCAAUUACGAAGUUUAUCAUUAAAUACAAAGCAUUGGCCAAUAAGCAAUGGAUCUAUUUGAAUAAAUCGACUCCACUUGGAACCAAAGUUGUCACACUAAACAGUCUAUUCCCUGGUAAACAGUACAACCUCUCCAUAUCGGCCUCAUCUGAUGCUGGAACAACUGAAGCUGAAUAUACCUUUUCCACUCUCAAUUAUAGCACAAGCUCGCCGAAUUCAUCUGGAGGUCCAAUCAAGAAUGAUGUUCUUUCCCAAGCCUCAACCUCAUCCACUGUAAUUUUCAAACAAUACGUAACUAUCUUGUUACCCGUCAUCAUAUCAAUUUUCAUGUUGCUCACUUUACUGUCAAUAAUAUUAUUUUGUUUAAGACAUCAAAACUUUUUCGACGGCAAUACAACCAUUAUGGAACAGUCCAAUUUCGAUAGGAUUAGCUGUGCUUCUGCGGGUGGCUUCAAUAAAUCUUGUGGUGAUUUAAAUAGCGUUGAAGGUGUUCCAAUGAGCAAUUAUUCUUCUAUAACUAAAUUUAAAUCAGUCGAUGAGCCAAAUCAAUCAGGCUCCAUUUCAUAUUAUUCAUCACCUAAUCGUAAAGCGCCACUCAUAAAUUCUGGGCAAACGUCGAUCCCAAUCAAAAUGAAGAGUCUCGGUGGGGUCAACAAUGUCAAUGAUUGUCUUAAUAUGAAUACAGCAACUUCCAACAAUGGACAUUCUGGAUCAAAUCAUGACUAUAGUGAACCUUUUGUGCAGUUCUGUGGAUCGCAGCGACUCUCUACUCCUUGCCUAUCAGACAUUUGUGAUUCGCAUUUAAACACUCUUCAUGAUGACUCUCACCUCAAGGCUCAAUAUGCCAGUAUUAAAAAGAAACAAAUGAUUCGGCCUUCAUCUCUUUUUACUCAAUAUGAAGAUAAAAUAUAAACCAUGCUCAUUUAUAGUUGAAUGACUCACAAAUCAGGGUUAAAAAAGUGUCAAAUUUUAUGUCAAUUGAUGAAAAUUGUUUGUAUUGAGGAAAUAAGUUUUGUAAAUAUUAGUAAAGAUUCUUUAUUAUUAAAUAUCUUUUACACUAUGA